Misgurnus anguillicaudatus (oriental weatherfish) is the source of this 5007-nucleotide messenger RNA. NCBI's taxonomy places the organism in Eukaryota, Metazoa, Chordata, Actinopteri, Cypriniformes, Cobitidae. The record is from RefSeq and is a predicted model, not a curated record.
UUGUGUGUGAUGUAUUUGUGUAUCCUCAGUGUUUUUCUGUCUUGAGUGUAAACAGAGUCUUGUCUCUGUGUAUUUUAGUGUUGAUGAUGGAUGUGAUGUGCUGUAAAUCAGUAGGAACUGAUCUGUCCAUGCUGGAUAUUGAUGAUUUCAUCACAGAAAUCUCUCAGCUGAAGAAAGAGGUGGCGUUACUGGAGACAAAGCUGAGAUUAAGAGGAGAUGAAGGACUGAAGAGAGAGGACUCCGAGCUCAGUCUGACUUUACUCUGUUAUACUGAGUCAAAGCACACAGACGCUCAGGACACUACAGUGUGUGACAGUAAUCAGGAUUUACAGGAUGAUGAAUCUACUGAUCAAACCUCCACAGAGUCUCUGGAUUCUGUCUGUAACGCUGGAGAACAGCAGCAGAUCCUGCAGAACAAACUCAACAUGUGUUCAGUCAAACUCAUUGACAAUGGAAACCAAAUGCAGAUGAGAACAGAAGCCACAGAAGAUGAAUAUGAAGACAAACAUAAUGAUGGUCAUGAUUUUAUUCUGUCAGAUGUGAGGAGUGAAUUAUGUUUGGAUGGAGAAAUAACGUCCUCAACAUCAGAAGAGCAGAAUCUCUUCACCUGCACGAGAUCUGAGAUCAACUUUACUACCUUACAAGUGAAGGAACUUCAUUCAGAAGAGCACAGAGAGAAAAAGCCGUUUCACUGUGAGCCACGUGGGAAGGAUCUUUCUCCAGUAACGUCUCAUAUUAAUGCUCACAUAAGGACACACAGUGAAGAAAAGUCUUACUAUUGCACUGAAUGUGGCUAUUACUUCAGCAGCAAACAAAGUCUUGAUGCUCACAAGAGAAUUCACACAGGAGAAAAACCAUACGAGUGUCCUUACUGUGAGAAGAGAUUCAGACACAGAUCUUGUAUAAAGAGACACGCGCUUAUACACACCAAUGAGAGACCGUAUCAGUGCAGUGAAUGUGACAAAACCUUUAGGGAUUCAAGUAAAUUAAAAUCACACCAAAAUAUUCACUUUGAAGAGAAACGCUAUCAAUGUUCACACUGUGAUAAACGUUACUGUCAGAAAUCUCAUCUGAAACGACAUCAGAGAGUUCAUACUGGAGAGAAACCUUACAUCUGUAGUGUUUGUGUCAAGCGUUUUAUUAAACAUGACAGUUUAGUGUCACAUCAGAGAACUCAUACAGGUGAGAAACCUUACAAAUGCUCUCUGUGUGAGAAGACGUUUGCUCAGUCAGGUUCCUUAAAAGCUCAUCAGAGAAUUCACACAGGAGAAAAACCUUACGAUUGUCCUCACUGUGAGAUGAGAUUCAGACAAAAAUCUUGUAUGAAGAGACAUGUUCUUAUACACACCAACGAGAGACCGUAUCAGUGCAGUGAAUGUGACAAAACCUUCAGGAAUUCAAGUAAAUUAAAAUCACACCUGAAUAUUCACUCUGGAGAGAAACUCUUUCAAUGUUCACACUGUGAUAAAAGUUACUGUUUUAAAUAUCAGCUGAUACACCAUCAGAGAGUUCACACUGGAGAGAAACCUCAUCAUUGUAAUGUUUGUGAGAAAAGUUUCAGUCGACGUGAAAAUUUAGUGAAUCACCAAAAAACUCAUACAGGUUAAAAACCUUACAAAUGCUCUCAGUGUGAGAAGACAUUUGCCAAGUCAAGUCACUUAAAAUCCCAUCAGAGAGUUCAUACUGGAGAGAAACCUUACAGUCUUAUAAUAUCUUAUAAUAUGACCCCUUUUGCGUCAUAUAUACAACCAGCACUGGGGAUUUUGCUGUACUCGGCAUGCCGUGGAUUAUCCCUUGCUUAACUUGUUAAACUUUUACAUUUGUGGCCCAUUAAUGCAUUCAGUGAUAUUUGGAAAUAUUUUAAUUUAAACAAAAGUGUGAAAAUUUCUAGAUAAUGUGGCAGGUUCCUGGACAGGGAUUAGACCUACACUAAAAUAAAUGUAAGAGCUUUCCAAGCUGAAAAAAACUUUGCCUCAAAAUGCACACAAGUAAUUUCAUUUCAUUAAUUUCAUUUAAUUUUUUUUUUAUUUGCGCAUCUAAUUACAUAAAAAUCAACAUAAUAAUACAUUUCAUUACAAUACAAGUAAGGGAAAAAAGGAAGAAAAGGGAGAAAAAAAUAGAAAUGAUGCUCAAAAAGGGGUAGGCAGAAGCUUAAGCUUAUUAACACCUACCCCCUUUUAUACCAUUGAGCGCAAUUACAUUUAUUAAACCAAUAAGACAGUCGUCACAUGUUUAUGCUAUCCUGUUCCAGUGACUGUACAAUCAACAAUAUUUACUCACAACCCUUCUAUUAAGACACGAAAGAAAAGAAAACCAAAAACUCUUCAAUAAGUACAAGAAAGAGAAGAAAAAAAACAUUGCUGUAAUAAAUAGUCACCAAUCUUUUAAUUUGAUCUUUUGUUACUUAUUGUUAAAGAUUCAAUGUCUUUUUUAACUACAAAUAUUCUGAACUAUAAUAUAUAAAUUAUAUUAUCUUUAUUAACUUACAUUCUCUUUUUCUCAAAAAUACAACAUAAAUAAAUAGCUCUAUAACGUAUUCCACUUCCACCCUAAGGCCAUUCUUCCAUCCUAUACUUAGACAGUAUUAUUUGUUUAUACUUUGCUUUGAAUUGAUGAAUGGAUGAGCACUGCUUAAGUUGGGCACUCAGGGUAUUCCAGAGUCUGGCACCACACACAGACACACACAUACUUUUCCUUGUCGUUCUAAAAGCAGGUACUUUAAAAUUGGCAUAACCUCUCAGAUUGUAACAGCUAUCCCUUUCUAUGAAUACUUUUUAAAUAUUCGAUGGUAAAGUAAUGUUUUUAGUAAGGCACAUUUGUUAAAAUUAGUUAUAUUUCCUAAUUAAACUAAGGCCUAGUCCUGAUUUAAGAUAAUCCUUGUCCGGGAAACCACCCCAUAAACAGAAAAAAACCCAUACAAAUUGUAUUACGGUGCAGGUUUAAAUCUAUUAUUUAUUUAAGUUAGGCAAGGAUAGUUGAGCCUGCCUAUUUUUGUCUGUAAUAAGUACAACUAGAUGGGUACAUUUUCUGAAGAAAAUGUGAAGUGGUAAAUUUCGGGGGACAGUAUCAUGCAAGAAUGAAUGUACUCCAAAUCCAAUUAAAAUAAUCCAACCCCCGUGUCUCUACAAUGUUCUGAUGCGGAGAUAUAAGACUUUGUUUACUCGGUUGCUAGGGUACUUUAUUUGGUUGCUGGGGAAAAAUCCACUAGUGAUUACACUCCGAGUCACCUUGCUGUAGUAGUGAUGUGAUUACAGGAAGCGAGCGGAGUGGCGUAGUCUCAGAAUGUUCUCCCAUGACGCGAAUUUCCCAAUUGGAAUCGUUUUAUUCUCUUAUAUGGGUGUGUUCCCUGCCCCAUUAUAAGCCAAUGGGAAAUUUUGGGCCCCUCUUAUACCCCAGGGGUACAACUUGCACCCCAAUGUGAUGUAUGUUCUUACAGAGCCUAUCACCCUCUUCAAAUGUUGAAACCCACACAUUACUACAAAAUCCUCGGGUGGAGCUAUGACUCGUCAAAGUUCGGCGCAAUUUUAAGUCAAAGGAAUUUUUUGGGUGAUUUUUCGCUCUCCCCUUACGAAAAUCCUGCACGAGAUUGAUUAUAAAAGUCAUAGCAUAAAUGCAAGCAACACUAAUAAUCACUCCCGCAUCUAUCUGGCAAUCUGAUAAAUGAUAUUCAAACAUUUUUUUUAUUUAACACACAGUGUUAUAGCAGUAAAAAACAAGCUAAGAGUCAAGAUUGAACUCCAACUUAAACAAACACGGAUCGCCAUAAUAGUGAUUUACAAUUUUCAAGAGAUGGUGAUAAAGAGGAUAAGGUUAAAGGUAGGGUAACACAUUUUGAAAAAUGCUAAGGGUAGCCGCCUAGCAAUGAAAUCCCGAUCCCACCCUCAAGUCAAAUCGCCAUCCAAAGUCACGCCUCUUUCAAAACGCAUGAACACGCACAGAUCAGACGGUCACAUCUCAUUUCUCAUUCAGCAGUGAGAAAACUUUGCAGUACAAAGUCGAAUAACACUUCCAAAAUAACCAAACAACUGGUUUACAUCAGAAUUAGUUUAACACACGUUCGGUUGUGUAGACGUAGUAACUAUAUCGUUACGCUAAUCCGUAAACGAACACAAAUUUCAUAAGCAACACAAUGUUUCAUCAAAGUAGAAUAUCUGAAUCCAUCUCAAUACAAACAUAUCGCGUACCUACCUUACCAAAAUAAACAGUGCAACGACCCUUUCAGACCCUUUGCCUCCUGCAGCUGUUUGCAUCUCGUGGUAAAGCAGUAAAGUUACCGAUGUUAAUUUCGGUUUUUGCUCUUGCUGAUCCAGGCAGUUUUUGCUGUUGUUGUUAUAAAAGAUGCCUUUAGUUUUGUGCCUCCUGUGUAGGUUGUCAAUUUAGCAGAAAAGUUUGCUGUUCUCACUGUUUACAGGCAGGAGGUGAGCGCACGUGAACGCGCCGAUGACGUAUGGUUGGCAUUCAAAUUACGCUUACGUAUGAGGGACAAAAAUGGAAACGUCCGUUCGGACCGAAAUCUAUGAUUUGUCGAACAUUUUUUGGUCCUACGCCUUUCACAGAUAACAUACAUUUCUACAAAUACAGUUAAACAACUUAACACAGUGAUUGCUAUCAGGAUGUAAGGAGACUUUUAACCAGCAUAACAAAAAAUGUUUCAGGAUCAAAUCUGUUACCCUACCUUUAAAGAGUGCAGCUUUUAAUUCUGCUUCAGUGUUACAUUUUAAAGAUUUAGAUAAUAUACACCCAGUAAUGUUCAUUUAACACUUGGGAUUUAGCUGUGUAGCUCUGUGGAGGGAUUUCAUAGACAAAUGUGGGUUACUACAUUUGAAGAGGUUUGUAGGCUCUGUAGGAACUGCCUGUCCCUUGGAUUAUUCUGUACCUGUUUUUGCCUUUGUCUGCCUGGUUUGCCUAUGUUUGCCUAUUGCUCUCCUGUGUAUGACCUUUCGCCUGUUUUAUUGGAUUUAUGUUUGUGGAUUACCCUUUUAAUAAAAUCUGCAUUUGGAUUCUCGA